Molecule: messenger RNA, 5105 nt
Organism: Scatophagus argus
Lineage: Eukaryota; Metazoa; Chordata; Actinopteri; Scatophagidae
Gene: brinp2
Product: bone morphogenetic protein/retinoic acid inducible neural-specific 2
Exons: 9
Coding region: 883-3333 (816 amino acids)
Biological process (GO): negative regulation of mitotic cell cycle; positive regulation of neuron differentiation
Source: RefSeq, a predicted model, not a curated record
AGAGAGAGAGAGAGAUGAGAAGGGAGCGCCAGUGAAAAGAGGCGCUCUCCUCGGCUACUUGGAGAAACAACGCCAGGCUUGACACUGAGUGAUGACCGAGGCGCAGAGACACGCAGCGGAGCGGGAAUAAAAAACGCGAAAUAAAACACACACAGUGAGAAGGAGGGUCCAUCAGCUCGGCUUGUGGAUACCUGCGCGUCUCCGCUCCGGCCGCAGGUGCGCUACAGUCCCGCUGAAGGGAGAGUUUUAUGUCCGGGGAGGGAAGUGAGAGAAGAAGAUAUCGUCCUAGGAUUAUUUCUCCUGUUCUCAUCCGGUCUCGUCUGUUUGUCAGUUACUCCGAAAGCAAACUUUCUCAAGCUUUUGCAUCGUCCGCAGCCACAUCUCAACUCCAGGUUUAAUCUUAAUGCGGAGCUUUUGUUAAUUCGUGGACUGUUCACUUAGACUGCUUCUAAACGCGGAUUACACUUGACACCAUCUCAAUUCAGAAGGGAAGAAUUUCUCUGAACCGCAAACUUGUGUCUUUAAACGGGGCCUUUCCAUCCCAUCGUUGUUUCUUUGUUUUUUUUUAAAGUGCUGAUGAAGAGGACAAUGCCUGGAUUAUUACAGCUAAAUCUGCCCCGGGGAAGAGGGGAAGAGUGAGGGAAGCAGAGAGGGCAAAGAAGAGGAAGAGAAGAAGAACGAGGGAAGUCGGUGGCGCUUGGCUGCGUCCACGAGUUUGUUAGCGCCUUUGCAGCUCUGACUCUCCCACCUCUUUUUACUGGAUACACGGACACACAUCAACAGACGCACGGGGAGGACCUGCGUUCACACCCUGGGCCAGCGGGAGGUGACUGUCAGAAGAAAUGCCGGUCCUAGGUGCCCUAGUACAUCACCACCGGGACCAUGGCGACUCAUUGGCCAAUGAGAAAAGAGAGGUCCUCCCAUGGCUCCUCCUGUUUUGCUAGAUGGUCGGCAUCCUCCUUGAUGUUCCUAUGGUUGCCGUGGGUGUUGCUAUGGCUGCCGUGGCCCACCCGAGCUGAACAAGUGGGCAGUGGGGGCCACGGUGGGAAGGCAUUCCAUGGUUCCCUGUCGUCCCCCUCGUCCUCCUCAUCGUCAUCAUCCUCACUGCCAUCCAGCUCUUCACCGUGGGGCUUCAGCGCGAGGCAGAGUGGGGGGCAGCUGGACUGGCUGCUGUCAGAGAAGGGACCUUUCCACAGAUGUCCUGAGUACACAGAGUUCAGAGAGAGGUUCCAGCAGGGAUUUUCUACAAGAUACAAGAUUUACAGGGAGUUCAGCCACUGGAAGGUGAACAGCCUGGCAACAGAGAAGAGAGAUUUUCUCAAAGCUCCGCUGCCCUUAGCGCCAGAGUUCCUACGCAACCUGCGGUUACUGGGGCGACGGCCAACCCUGCAGCAAAUCAACGAAAACCUCAUCAAGAAGUACGGGACCCACUUCCUAGUUUCUGCCACCCUGGGAGGAGAGGAGUCUCUGACAAUUUUCCUGGAUAAGCAGAAGCUGAAUAAGAAGUCAGAGGGUAACAGCAACAGCUCAGUGGUGUCUCUGGAGCUGCUACAUCAGCUGGCCGCAUCCUACUUCACAGAUCGAGAGAGCACCCUAAGGCGACUGCACCACCUCCAGAUCGCCACUUCUGCUAUCAAGGUAACCGAAACAAGGACGGGCCCUCUCGGCUGCAGUAACUAUGACAGCUUGGAUUCGGUUAGCUCGGUGUUGGUGCACAGCCCAGAAAAUAAGAUCCACCUAAAGGGCCUACAAGAUGUCCUGCCAGAGUUCCUGCGUGGGCGUUUUGUGGAGGCAGCCCUCAGCUAUGUGGCGUGCAACUCUGAGGGCGAGUUGCUUUGCCGCAACAACGACUGCUGGUGCCGGUGCUCUCCCCGUUUCCCAGAAUGCAACUGUCCCUUCGCAGACAUCAAGGUCAUGGAGGAGAACCUGGAGAAGAGCAAACAGACCUGGAGCGGCUUCAACCAAGAGUUCAUGGAAUCGGAUGAAUUCAAAAGCUUCUUGAAGCGCUUGCCCACCGACCGGUUCUUGAAUGUGUCCAUUAUCGCCAAGUUCUGGUCAGCCGACUUGUCCCUCCAGAAGCGCUAUACCCAGCUGGAGUCCAGCACUGCUGUGAUCCUGGGGAAAGCCCAGAAGAUCGUCAGGAAACUGUUCACCCUGAGCAAACGCUGCCCCAAACAACCUCGCAUCAGUCUGCCCCGAGAGAGGCCUGUGGGGUUUUGGUUGAACAGGGCCCAGUCUCUGCUCUACUGCAAUGAGCAUGGAGUGUUUGGCUCCUUCUCUGAGGAAGUGAAGAGCUGUAUCUGCCCUGUGGAGCAUCCCGCCUGCCAGGGGGUCAUUCCCUGCAUUGUGGGCACCUCAUCCUCGUCCUGCUCUUCCUGUGCUACUGACAAUGCAACCCGGUGUGGAGCCUGUCACCAUGGCAACAUUCUCCAUCUUGGUUCCUGCCGGCCAAGCAUCGCUGCAUCCCUGGACCACUAUUUGAGCUUGGACUUGGACAUGCCUGAUGCUGAGGUGAAGUACCUGCUUCAACGCCUGGAUAGCAGAAUCGAGGUCCAUGCCAUCUACAUCAGCAACGAUGUACGCCUGGGAAGUUGGUUCAACCCGGCCUGGAGGAAGAGAAUGUUGCUGACACUCAAGAGUAACAAAAAUAAGUCCAAUCUUAUCCACAUGUUGAUGGGCAUUUCUUUCCAGAUAUGCUCGACUAAGAAUUCAACACUAGAGCCCGUGCCUGCGAUUUAUGUGAAUCCUUUUGGGGGAAGUCAUUCUGAGAGCUGGUUCAUGCCUGUGAACCAGCCUGACUUCCCUGACUGGGAGAGAACUCGACUGGACGCUGUGGUUACGGCACAGUGUUACAACUGGACACUGUCUCUGGGCAGCAAAUGGAAGUCCUUCUUUGAAACAGUACACAUCUACCUGCGAAGUCGCAUAGUCACAGAUGAUCCAACAGUGAAUGAAACUCUCUUCUAUGAGCCGUUGGACUUGGAUGACCAGACGUCCAACCUGGGGUAUAUGAAGAUCAACACACUGAAAGUGUUUGGAUACAGCAUGCACUUUGACCCUGAGGGGAUCAAGGAUCUGAUUCUCCAGCUGGACUACCCCUACACACAGGGCACACAGGACGCUGCCUUUCUGAUGCUUUUGGAGAUGAGGGACCGGAUUAACCGACUGUCUCCACCAGCACCGCAGCCACUUGACCUGUUUUCAUGUCUACUGCGCCACCGGCUCAAGCUGUCGGCAGGAGAAGUGGCCCGCAUCAAGGACUCUCUGCAGAUCUUCAACUCCAAGCUCCCCAAUGCUUCUCCUGAACCUGAGCUGGCACAGCUGUGCAGCUAGCUAGCUUAAGACAUAAAUCUGAUUCAGGAGGGGUAUUACACGCAGAAAGUGGAGCUGCUACUUCAGCGAUAACCCUAGACUGAGCAGAGGAGGUCCUACUGCAGUAAGCUGGACCCAAAUCAUCUGGAUUUAUAGAACAUCCAACUCUAAAGGCUGACUACUGGGCUUUUCUUAUGAUCACUCUUGGCUAGAUUUGUGGUGUUUUUAUCAUAAAUUGCUACCAGGGCCUAUAGACAGGUACUGAAGUCAUGUUAUGGACUUCUGGAAAAACAGCAGAUAAUUGGACUCUCUUUCAGAGACUCUACUGUACUAGCCCGGAGGCUUUCUUUUGCUAUUCCUGCCAAGCUUUUGGCAAACUAUGUGAGUGGAUGAAUCUAAGAGACUCUCUUACACUGGCAGGCUUCAUGGUUUGGGACCUCGGAGAGCUGAUGUCAUUCAGUACACUAAGACCUCUGCCUUGCAAUGAUAAAGGCAAUUUUGAUAUGUAAAGAGGAACUCUAAAGGGUCUUUAAAAGGAGCUCUUGGAAGAGGAUUUCCCCUUUUCUAAGCCUAUUUUCUUUGGCUACAGAACAAUCUCGUGGGAAGGGAAAAUGGGAUAAUAUUAUAUAUGUGGUGAAUGAGUUGUUAUGUUAUGCUUAACAGUUUAAAAUUUGAUAAUCCUGAACCCUGUUACUGUCUUUGAAUAUUUCUUUUUAAUCUCUGCCUUCCAUUUUAUCUGGCAUCUGAAAACUUGUAAGUAUCUAUGCUUAACAUCUGAGUGAGAAACCUGUUAGUGAUGUUCUGUCUUUGGUGGUGUGUCUAUGCCAAAAGAAGGUGAACACAUCAGCAAACUGAAUGGCAAAAUAUCUUAAAUGUUCAGUUUUUCUUUUUUGUUUUUAUUGAGCUGAAUUUCAAUAAGAAAUCUUCUAAUGUGGUAACAAAAAGGUUAUAGCGCUGUAAAUAACGCUCCAUCUAACCCCAGGUGUGGACAAGUGCACAUUGCUUUUUAGAUAACCAAGUGCAAAGACCAAAAAAAAAAUGUUUAUAACAAAACAAACUCAUGCCUUAUAUGGAGAGUCAAUGUUAAGAUAAGAAGCACAUUUAGUUUCUGUGUUUGAUUUCCCAGCCAAGGCUGUAUUGCUUUUUAUAUUUCAAUAUUUCUACCAAGACAGAACAGCAGACACAUUCUCCAGUGGUAAUGUAGCUUUUCCAUGUAAAUGCCAGUCACAAUUUCUGCAGUUACUUGUUUUGAUUUGGUGUUGUGAAACUUUUGAAUCACUAUUCACAGUGCACACCAGUACUUGCAUACUGUAACUGUUCUGCAAAAUCCUUCUAUCUUCACUCAUACAAACUCUCAGUAACUCAUAGAACUUAAUUAAUUUUAAUAUGGUUUUUCAAAGGUUUUCAAUUUUUUUGGUUUAGUCUCAGGUCAAUGAAACCAAUCAUUAUUAUUUUUACAUAUGGGUCCAAUGUCAGUUGCCAGUUACCACAGUGACUGGAGUUGGAAGGCUUCUGUUUGGCAGUGAAACUUCAAACUUCCCAGGAUGAUUCUUGAUAUGAUUCUACAAUUACUUCACUAAUUUCUCACUAAAAGUCAGUAAACCUUGUAAGUCAUUUUCAGCGGUUCUUCUGUGCUCAGCUUGCUUAAGUAAAAUCAAAGUGGUUUAUCUAUUUGGCAUUCUCUUGUUUUUAUUUUACUGUCAUAUACAACAUGUGUUCUAUAUGAAAUAGCAUCCUGGUAUAUGUACAGUAUGCUUUCCAUAUGCAAAAAAAAAUUUUUCCUCAAGUCAGAG